Molecule: messenger RNA, 2679 nt
Organism: Lasiodiplodia theobromae
Lineage: Eukaryota; Fungi; Ascomycota; Dothideomycetes; Botryosphaeriales; Botryosphaeriaceae
Product: Importin beta-1 subunit protein
Exons: 8
Coding region: 1-2679 (892 amino acids)
Biological process (GO): protein import into nucleus
Cellular component (GO): cytoplasm; nucleus
Molecular function (GO): small GTPase binding; nuclear import signal receptor activity
Source: RefSeq, a predicted model, not a curated record
AUGGACGUCAACCAGGUGCUUGAGGGGACGCUGUCUCCAGACGCCACGAUCCGUACCAAUGCCGAGCAGCAGCUCACCCAGGCCGCUGAGGCCGACUUCUCCGGCUACCUCACCACCCUCGCUACAGAACUCGCCAACGAGCAGGCGCAACCGCACAUCCGGACCGCCGCCGCCCUAGCCCUCAAGAACGCCUUCUCCGCGCGCGAGUACACCAGGUUACGGGAGGUCCAGGCACGGUGGGUGGGCCAGCCUGAGGCGAUCAGGACCCAGGUGAAGAACCUUGCUCUGCAGACCCUGGCCUCCAGCGAUGGCCGUGCAGGAGGCUCCGCCGCACAGUUCAUCGCCGCCAUCGCCGCCAUCGAGAUCCCCCAGAACAUGUGGCCGGAGUUGAUGCCCGCCCUGGUGGACAAUGUGGGCAAGGGCGCGGAUCACCAGAAGCAGGCAUCGCUGACGACGAUCGGCUUUAUCUGCGACACCGAUGAGAGCGAGCUCCGCGAAAGCCUUGCACACCACUCCAAUGCUAUUCUCACCGCCGUCGUUCAGGGUGCACGGAAGGAGGAAACCAACCCCGAUGUGCGAAAUGCCGCCAUUUCUGCACUCAGCGACUCCCUCGAAUUCGUGCGCACCAACUUCGAGAACGAGGGUGAGCGGAACUACAUUAUGCAGGUCAUCUGCGAAGCCACCCAGGCCGAGGACACCCGUAUCCAGCAGGGCGCAUACGGCUGCUUGAACAGGAUCAUGGGCCUGUACUACGACAAGAUGAGCUUCUACAUGGAGAAGGCCCUGUUCGGCCUUACCAUCCAGGGCAUGAAGAGCGACGAGGAGGAUGUUGCUAAGCUCGCCAUUGAGUUCUGGUGCACCGUUUGCGAGGAGGAAAUUUCAAUUGAGGAUGACAACGCUCAGGUGAGAAGCAAUUGCUCGACUGUCACGCUAGUGUAUAAGAAGACUAACUCCGAGGAAAAGGCCAACGCAGAGGGCUCAACCGAGCUCCGCGAGUACUUCAACUUCGCUCGUGUUGCAACCCAGGAGGUCGUCCCUGUUCUUCUCGAGCUCCUGUCCAAGCAGGAUGAAGAUGCCGACGAUAACGAGUACAACGUCUCCCGUGCCUCCUACCAGUGUCUCCAGCUCUGGGCGCAGACCGUCGGUAGCGCAGUUGUGCCGCAUGUUCUUACUUUUGUUGAGAAGAACUUGCGUGCAGAGGACUGGCACUUCCGUGACGCUGCUGUCUCCGCUUUCGGUGCUAUCAUGGAGGGCCCCGAGGAGAAGAUGCUGGACCCUCUGGUCAAGCAGGCUCUGCCGGUCCUGAUCGGCAUGAUGGAGGACCCUAUCAUUCACGUCAGGGACUCAACUGCCUACGCCUUGGGCCGUAUUUGCGAAACUUGCGCCGAGUCGAUCGAUGCCGCUACCCACCUCCAACCCCUCAUUUCCUCCCUCUUCGCCGGUCUUGCAAGCCACCCCAAGAUGGCUUCUUCCUGCUGCUGGGCGCUCAUGAACCUUGCAGACCGCUUCGCCGGUGCACCUGGCUGCCAGACUAAUGCUCUGUCUGCUCACUUCCAGGCUAGCGUAACGCACCUUCUGCAGGUCACCGAGAGGGCCGAUGCCGACAACCAGCUGCGCACUGCCGCGUACGAGGUCCUGAACUCAUUUGUCAUGAACUCUGCCAACGACAGCCUUGGUAUGGUCGGCCACCUGUCCAACGUCAUCCUGGAGCGCCUGGAGAAGACUGUUCCCAUGCAACAACAAGUUGUCAGCAUUGAGGAUAAGAUGACCCUUGAAGAGAUGCAAACCAGCUUGACCAGCGUCGUCAUGGCAAUCGUCCAGAGACUCGAGGUUGAGAUCAAGCCCCAGGCUGAUCGCAUCAUGCAGGUUCUCCUGCAGCUGCUUUCGACUACCGGUGGCAAGUCCAGUGUGCCCGACGCUGUUCUAGCCGCCAUCGGCUCGCUCGCCAAUGCCCUGGAGGAGGACUUCCUGAAGUACAUGGAGGCCUUCUCGCCCUACCUGUACAACGCCCUUGGUAACCAGGAGGAGCCCGCCAUCUGCUCUAUGGCUAUCGGUCUUGUUAGCGACAUUACUCGUUCUCUCAACGAGAAGGUUCAGCCUUACUGCGAUGCCUUUAUGAACUACCUCCUUAACAACCUGAGGAGCCCUACUCUUGGCAACCAGUUCAAGCCUGCUAUCCUGCAGUGCUUCGGCGAUAUCGCUCACGCCAUCGGCGGCCACUUCGAGACUUACCUUUCGGUUGUUGCUCAGGUCUUGAUCCAGGCUUCGCAGGUCAACUUUAAUCAGGACACCUCGUUCGAGAUGCUCGACUACGUUGUUUCGCUCCGUGAGGGCAUCAUGGAUGCUUGGGACGGUGCUAUCAUGUCCAUGAAACUUGGUGGCAAGCAGAGCCUUCUUGUGCCCUACGUUGAGCCCAUCUUCGCUCUCCUUCACACUGUUCACACUGAUGCCAACCGCACUGAGGCAUUGAUGCGUUCUUCUAUGGGUGUCAUUGGUGACCUUGCUGACACCUUCCCGAAUGGCGAAUUUGCCGAGCUGUUCCGUUCUGAGUGGAUCAUGGCUAUGGCCAGGGAGACCAAGGCCAACAAGGACUUCUCGCCGCGCACAAUCGACACUGCCCGCUGGGCCCGCGAGCAGAUCAAGCGUCAAAUCGGCGGCGCUUCCGGUCAGAUGGCUUGA